Molecule: messenger RNA, 6515 nt
Organism: Penaeus indicus
Lineage: Eukaryota; Metazoa; Arthropoda; Malacostraca; Decapoda; Penaeidae
Gene: gig
Product: tuberin-like
Exons: 34
Coding region: 212-5686 (1824 amino acids)
Biological process (GO): negative regulation of Wnt signaling pathway; negative regulation of insulin receptor signaling pathway; negative regulation of TOR signaling
Cellular component (GO): TSC1-TSC2 complex; nucleus; cytoplasm
Molecular function (GO): GTPase activator activity
Source: RefSeq, a predicted model, not a curated record
GCGUAAGCGUCGACUCAGCCGGAGUCAUGGAGGCCGAUGACGAGACACGGAGGGCGACCCAGGCGUAGGAAAACGAAGAAGAAAAAGAUUUAUUAUUCAUUUAUCGACGCGUAAAUGCAUUUGGUGUCGAGUCUGAUACGGAGGGAAAGCAGAAAGGAUUUUGAUUUUUUUAUUUUAUUUCAUUUUUUUCUGAUGGUGAUAUGAAUAUAAAAUGAGCAAGGACAGCAAGGCAGAAAGGAGUUUUCCGGAAAGACUCAAACGAUGGUUCAGGCUCGACCGCGGCAAUGUGACCGGGAGUCGAGAAAUCCGGCUGACGGAGGAGCUCAGGGCGGAACUGGGGCCCGAGUCACUCACGUCAACGCGGAUAAAGGCAAUCAAAGAACUCAGUGAGGUUCUCGCUUCGAAGAAGAUAGAAGAGAAUGGGAUAGAAAAACUAUGGCUCCUUGUACAAGAUCUUCUCUCCCUAACCAGUCCAACAGAGCAACGGCACACAACGUUGCAGAUGUUGACGACACUGACCGCAGCUCAUGACAGAAUAGGGGCUAUGCGACAUGUGUUCUACAAUUACAUCUCCGAGAAUUAUCAGCAUGAAGACACAAAGCCAAUGUUUGAUUUCUUCCGUGAGGUGAUAGCAGACGGCAAACAGUUAGAGUAUAUAGAAGAAUUUGUAGGUCCGUUCUUGUUAGAGUGGCUUCCGGGCCUGUUAGCCUCACCACAGGCUGCAGACGCUCUCAGUCUUUUGGUCAAUCUAGUCAAGUUUAAUGCUGCGUAUCUUGAUGAACCUGUCGUCACUGGCUACGUCAAGCAAGUUGUUGUUCAGUUACAUCGAGCGAACGGCGAAACGGAAGCCCUGCAGUGUUUGCGUGUCUUGGAUGCGGUCUUGGCCUACAGUUACCUUCCCUCCCCCGCUCUUCCAACCUUCAUUAUUGCUCUCACCCGGGCAGUCAACGUACCGCAGUUGACGGCCGAAACUUGGAAGAUCAUGCGCAACCUCCUGGGCACACACCUCGGGAACAGCGGCCUUUAUGUCCUGUGCCGCUUGAUACAGAGCGACGGAGAUCCGCACAUGGUCCGAGGGGCAAUUUUCUUCCUGACUUCUGCUCUUUGGGGAAAUAAUAAGGUGUCCUCGCUGAAUUACAAGCCGGCGGCCGUGUUGCCUACACUGCAGCAGGCGGGAAACAACAACCAUGUGUUGGUUGUGUAUGAGGUGGCUCUGAGUGUCCAGAAAUUGGUGUCCAAAAUGUCCCUGGAGCUUCACCUGUCCUCCUGGGAUCUCCUUUUAGACACCCUCAGCAAGCUUUUUGAACAUGCAGUGGCAUUAGAGGAAGGCCAUGAAAAGCAGACGAUCCUAACAGUACUGAAGGACACUCUGGAUGUCAUUGAACAGCUGAUUGACUUGCAACAGUUUGGAGGCUCUCUGGACAAAUUCUUCUUCCUGAUUGAUCUCUAUGCUCACCUUCGUCCGGAAUCGUCAGUCUUACGUCUUUUAGACCACCAAGCCCAAGCUAUGGACCCGCUGCGCCCACACUGGUUGGCUAAUUUAGGAACGCUUCUGCACCAGUACUAUCGACGAGACCCAAGACCAAACAUCCGAACCAAGGCGCUAGCAAUAUUGUCUGAUGUGUACAAUAAUAAUAGGUACUUGUACGGGACUGAGAUGGUUAGAAAUGUUGUUACUAUACAAAUGGAAGGCAUUGAGACAGAGCGCAAUGUAGGAGUCAGAACCGCAGCCGUCAACUUGCUGGUUCACAUAGCUAUCACUCAGAAAUCAUCUGUUGUGCCAGAUAUUCUCAACAUGCUGGAAAAGAUUGUCAUUGCCCCAUACUCAAGUGCUGGUGACUGUGUGCAAGUAGUGAGGGAGAGUGAGACUGCAGACAUUAUUGCAGCAGUAGCAGGUUUGAUAAGGAUCUUUAAGAAAAAAUUAUGGGAACUGCCAUCAUCAUAUGCCAUACAAGCCUAUAGGAUAUUGCUGUCCUGCAUAGAGCAUCACUAUCGUAAUCAGACUGUACUUGAGGGUGUGUCGAGAGUAAGGCUUCAGAUAUUUGAAAUGAUUUUCGAGAUGAGAGCCAAUUCCAAAUACCAGUUAGGAUUCCCAAGGAUCAGUGAAAAGAAUGGCCAAGAAGAGGAAGACAGUUCCACCUCUUUGCUUCCACAGUAUUCACCGUACAUAGUAGUCGAUCAUAAACACGGACAACUGCUAAAGGACGCUGAACAAGAGCACAGCGACAAGCAAUUACCAUCAGGUAUUGCAGGUGAGGGAAGUCAGGAAGAAUCCGAGGGAGUGUUGUCUGAUUCCACUCCACAUCUCACGCAGCCCAAAGUGGAGGUCACACACUUGUCACUUACACAGUCUGCCAUGACUGUUAUAGUAGCUAUGAAGAAAGAAAAGGAUUGGGAAGUCUUGCGCAUGAUUUUGGAGCGUGUGCCGCAGGUCCUGCAGAACAAGGCUCUCAUCCUGUCCCGUGAUGGCAAUGAUAUCGACUACUUUGCUGCUGCUCUCUGCGCUCUGGUUACGGAAAAGUCUCUAGGGUUGCCAGAAUCUCUACACAAUACUCCGGCAAAAUUCACCAAAUCUGAUUUCCAGAGCUUUGUCUUUCCUGUUCUGGCAACUCUGGCAUCCUACCACAUGCACUUAGAAUCCGUGAUCCAGCAGAAGGUCAUUAAAUGCCUGGAGCUCGGUGUUCUAAGUAGAUGCGCGGGACCAUUGUGUGUGAGUGCGUUGACCCUGUGUGUCCUGGAAAUGAGAGAUUCGAUGAUCAAACUUCUGCGAGAGGUCAUGAUAAACCUCUCGAAGAUAACUGCCACUGUCCAAAAUGCUCAACCAAUCUUAGAAUUUCUCUCAACUUUGCUCCACCUGCCAAAAGUGUAUGCCAGCUUUGUGUCUGACCAGUAUAUGUCAAUCUUUGCGAUUGCCAUACCGUACACAAAUCCAUUCAAGUUCAACCAUUAUAUUGUGUCACUUGCAUACCACGUCAUUGCCAUGUGGUUCCUCAAGUGCAGACUUCCCUUCAGAAGGCAUUUUGUGCCAUUUAUAUCUAAGAACUUAAACAUGAUUCUUACAAACGAAGAGGCUGCCACGCGUAGAAGAAGUGCCAGUGCCAGCGAACAGGCAAUACUCCUUGCUCGAGCUAAAAUGGCUCGGUCUCAGUCGUUCUCUCACAAACGUCUUGAAGAAAUAUAUAACAGUGAAGCUGAGCCACCUUUGAACACUGGUAGGGGAAAGGGAGACACAGACAUGAUCCAGUUUCACAAUGACUUGCGGGAGACCUGUGUUGAUUUGAUGGCACGCUACACCUUUGCAUCCUGUGCACCUCUACCCAAAAGAGGGACUGUUGCUGAAAUGCUAGUGUCAGGAGGUCAGUCUCAGACCUGGCUCAUAGGAAACAAGUUGAUCACAAUCACAACUUCUGGCUGUUCGCAGAGGCCGCUGAGACAAGGCCUGUGCGACAAGUGUUUGCAACUUUGUAACCUUGAAAAAAGAUCACCAGCACCAGAGACUUUUGCUGCCAGCACCAACCUCAAUCGUAGGAGACAUCGCUCUGAAUUCCAUAGGACAAUAUCACAUGAAGCAAAGCACAAGCCACAGAGUAAGGAUGACCUACACAUGUGGUCAGUAAAAAGAGAAAAUGGAGAUGGACUUACCCCAUUAGUUGACCAAGGCGAUGGUGUUGCCUGGUCGAGCAGCAAUAUGGGAGAGGCAGGUGACAGCGAAUCAUCGCCAGUUGAUAAGCUGGUGUUUGGCAGCAAUGUAGGAAGCAGCAGCACAGCACCCAAUGAGAACAAGCGUGUAGAGCAGCACUUGUGUGCUUGUUGGUGCCAGGGCUGGGCCGAGAUAUACAUCAGACAGCCCACAGGCAACAUGUCGUGGAUGAUGCGUGUCCAAAAUCAGCAGACGCUUGUCCCCUCGGGAGGAGAGCUGCCCUUGCAUGACCUGAGUGUACUCUUUGCCACCACACCCAACAGCCAGUCCGUGGAUUUUUCGGGAUCGUUAUUUGCUAACCGGAGAAUUGAUUCAGAAACUCUGGAAGACGAGAAGUAUGAGCAGGAGCUUCUGAGUCAGCCCUUUGAAGAAACAAGACCAAGAGCCUUCUCCGGGGCAUCGGACAGGACCCAAGAUUCCGAUCCAGGUUCCCAGAGGGAUUCAAGUGGCUGGAGCAGUGGCGCCCCCUCGCACACCUCCUCCGACCCCCGGAUAAACUCGGCCGACGCGGGUGAUGACACGAGGGGGAGUUCUCCGCUGACGAACACAAGCACCUCUGGAGAGAACCCAGACGAUCCUCGUGUUCCUGUCCAGCGAUGCCAUUCUAGUCCAGAAAUGAGUGAGGGCGCUGUUGUAGGAGGUAAUGAAGUCAUGCAACCAGCUGUGGACGAGGAGGAUCCCCAGCCAGCCGCCUCGACCCCACCCCAGGCCGUGCCGAGUGAUACUGAGCAUGUGUCUGCUGCAGCCAAGCCAGUCAAACCAAAACCUAGAUUUGAGCCAACCAUUGGAGGCGGAGGAAGUGUGGGAUCAACCUCGCCUCCUCCCAUCCCAGCGACCAGAGUGCGGCACACUUCUGCCUAUCAGACGAAGAGCGUGGGGAGCGGUGGCAGCAUCUCCCCCGGAAGUACCACGGGCGGCUCAAGCAAUCCAGACGGGGAUGCCGAUGACGGCUCUCCACGGCCCAUGCGAAGAGGCAGAGGCCAUACCAUAUCAGACAUGAACCCUGCCUCGCGCAAGUUGCACUCGCGGGCAUCGAUUGCUGCGAAGAAGAUGAGUACGAGUAAGGAAGGAAAGGGCGGCAUUUCACCGAGCUUUGUGUUCCUACAGCUGUAUUACCACGGCUGUUUAGGGGGAGGUAGUGAUCGCCCUUUGCUCGUUCCUACACAGCAGCAAGAAAUCCAGCGUGCAGUGCGUGUGCUAGACCUUAUGCGACCUCAGGAGACGCACAAAAUUGGUGUCUUGUAUGUUGGUCCAGGACAGACAACAGAACAGGAGAUAUUGAGGAACUCCUUUGGGUCGCUUAGAUAUAUGACUUUUCUACAGGGGUUGGGUUCAGUGUUAGAGUUGAGCUCCGUCUCCCAGAACGAAAUUUUCCUCGGCGGUCUCGACACCAAAGGGAAUGACGGAAAGUUGGUGUAUAUUUGGCAUGACGAUGUAAUGCAGGUUGUUUACCAUAUUGCAACACUAAUGCCAACGAAAGAGUCGGAUCCAAAUUGCACAGGAAAGAAGAAACAUAUAGGUAACAAUUAUGUCACCAUAGUUUACAACGAGAGUGGUCAGUCGUAUAAUAUCAAUACUAUUAAGGGUCAGUUCAACCACACCAUUGUUGAGGUGGUGCCAGCUGACCACUCCACCAAUAGCGUCGGCGUACUCUGUCGACCGGAACUGGCUGAUUUUGUUGGCGGAGGCGGGGACCCUCGAUUAGUGUCCGACACUAACCUUCCCAUUCUCGUGCGUCAGCUUGCUCUCCAUGCAGAUCUUGCUUCCAUGAUUUGGGAGUCGCUAAACCGUCCACCCCAUAAUCCAUACGCCAGCAAUUGGCUCGAGAGAUUAAGAAAAAUCAGGAAGAUCCGGCAGACUAUCCUAGCUUCACCCGAGGGCCAGCAGUCGGCCAACACCCUAGAUUUUACGGACAUGAUGGAGACAGACAAAGGUGAAAAAGCAAGAGUAGGAAGCUCGGCCAACUGGAACCUCUUUUUGACCUAGAGGAAAUAUUGUACUAUUGUGAACCUAUUUUUUGGAAAUAUGGCUCCUGUUACAUGCCAUGCAGAAGAGAUUCUAAUAGUAACUCAAUAUAUUUAUCUACUGAAAGGAUUUAUGGUUAUAUCUUAGCAUUAUUUUUAUUUAUUUAUUUUUUCUUUCUUUUUUUUUUUAUUAUGACAAAGAUACUUUAAGUUCUGAUAAUAUGUUACAACGUGCACAAUAGAGAGCAAAUAAUAAAAGAUGUAUGUCAUGCAUUUUACGCUCUUUACCUUUGUGUUUUGUCUUUCCUACGAGAGGUUUUCAUAUGUCACGUAUAUGAAACAAAGGAGUGCUCUCUUUCAGAUUAUCGAGAAACGAUAAAAUUCUUAAGAGGACAGUAUGACAUUAUUUGAUGGGAACAGAAUGGCAAAAUUAUAACCUAAGCAGAAGGAAAAAAUGGAAAUGUCGUCUCUUCUUUUUUCUCUCAUUUUUUUUUUUUUUUUUUUUUUUAUAUAUAUAUACUGAGUGAUUUUUUUUUCCUCCUGGAUAAAACUUUAGUGCAUGAUCUGUUGUUUUCUUGAUAUUUUAUCUAUAUAUUUAUCAAAAAAGAGCAAAAUAAAAACCAAAAAAAUUGAUGUUUUACCUUAAAAGUAAAAUGAAACUUAUUUACAGUGAUUACUCUCACAUUGAUCAUGAUUAUUUACUAUGAAGAUUAUGUGUAUGUGUGAUAUUAAUGAAUACUUAUUAUUAAAACCAGAAUGAGCAUAUUCUUUAUGCAAUUAAUUCCAUAUACCAGUGUCAUUGACUGUCUUCAGUUGUUUAUAUUGUUUUGUGUAAUAAAAAAUACUUAACA